Effrenium voratum is the source of this 1755-nucleotide messenger RNA. Lineage: Eukaryota; Dinophyceae; Suessiales; Symbiodiniaceae. The record is from the annotation of a GenBank genome assembly.
AUGGUGUCAGUCACCAACGCGGGGGCUUUUUUCCCGAAGCUGAAGCCCGCUGCGCGCGUAAAAAGCGCGGCGCGUGACGACCCAGGCCCCAAGGCCCCACCGCGAGUCGCGCGGGUCAGCGAGAGACAAAAUCCGCGUCUCCCCCAUCUGAGCCUCGUGAGGUUCAAAGGGGUCGACAAGAUCCCCACGGAGGGCAAGUGCGCUUCGACCGGCGCUUCGAAGUACCAGCUGGAGCCUUCGACGGUCUCCGACCUGGCCCUGGACAGCAAGACCUGGAGCUCCGCUGUGAUCGGCAAGCUGUCAAGCUGGAUCCAGCUGGACCGGGCUUUGACGCCCAAUCAGAGGAAGUUCUGCCUGGAUGCUUUGGAGCAGGAGCUGUCCUGGGGCUCCCAUUUAGGCGUCUAUGGCAUCAUCCUGCCUUGCCCCACCGAGAGCUGCGAGCUCUACGCGGCGGCGUUGAGUCGGAUUGGCCUUACCAGCAUUUGCACGACUCAGCUCAUGGUGCGCAUCCCCUUGCUGCGCCAAGAGAAUGGCACUGAGGUGGACGGGUGGAAUACCUGGAACAAUCUGCGGCUGCUGUGCGAUCAGAAUCCUCGGCUGCAGGUCUGUCUGGAGUUCACCGCCGACCUCCCCGAGUCGGACCCGGAGCUGAACCGGUGGCUCGCGGAGCCAGUUCGCUCCGUGAUCAUCCCCACGGACGCCUUUCUCACCAACAAGCAGGGCUUUCCGGUGCUGUCGAAGCGGCACAAGGCCUUCCUGCUGCAGCUCUUCAGGUUGUUCCUCGAGUUGACAGACGUUAAGCAGCUGUUGCUGCCAGCUUUCUUUUCGACCAAAGUGAAGGUCGCCAUGACUCAGGCGCCGGCCUUGGUCCAGGCGGUGCGGAAAAGGGACGUGGCGCGGCUGCGGACCUUGCUGGCGGAGCGGGCGGAUGUGAACGAGGAGAGCGACCGGGGCGUGACCGCCUUCCAGACCGCCGUGAAGGCGGGGCUCGUGGAGGUUCUGGAAGUGCUGGCGAGCGCACGGGCGGAUCCCAACGUGGGGAACUCCUGCGACGGCACGCCGCUCACCUCCGCGGCGUUUCAGAGUCACCAGGAUGUUGUGGAACUGCUUCUGAGACAACGAGCCGACGUGAACGCCGCGUAUCACCAGUGCUAUCCCCCGAUCUUCGCGGCGGCGCACAAAGGGAACCUGCAGUUGCUGCGAACGCUUUUGAGCGCACGGGCCAGUGCCAACACGCAGUGUUUUGAUCAAACCACGGCCAUUCUGCAGACAUCUUGGUUUGGGCACAAGGAGGUGGUUGCAGAGCUCAUUGCUGCCCGGGCCGAUUUGACCGUGAAGCGUACCGACCGAACCAUCCAGGAUUGUGACGCCACCGCAGUGUUUCUUGCAGCGAAGAGAGGACACACCGACACUGUCCGUCUUCUCCUGGAACAUCGUUGCAGCGUUAAUGACGCCACGGUUGACGGUGAAGGCCCAUUGUUUGCUGCUGCUGCCGCCAAUCAUCCGGACACUGUGCAGGUCUUGUUGGAUGCUCGGGCCGAUCUGCAGCAGAGCACAAAUUACCAGGAGCUCCCCACGGCCUUGCACGCCGCCUCCGAACGCGGGCUCCGCGAGGUGGCGAGCUUGCUCCUGGCGGCGGGCGCGGAUCCGACUCUGCGGGCGCCCGAGGGACAGAGCCCCCUGGACUUGGCCAAGGACCCGAAGAUGCGGGAGCUCCUGGAGGCGAAUGGCACCAAGCGGGCCAGGCAGUCGUGA